This is a messenger RNA of Stegostoma tigrinum, 1785 nucleotides long. RefSeq names its product podoplanin-like. Lineage: Eukaryota; Metazoa; Chordata; Chondrichthyes; Orectolobiformes; Stegostomatidae. The record is from RefSeq and is a predicted model, not a curated record. The transcript has 4 exons. Bases 258 to 650 code for a protein of 130 amino acids.
ACCUCCCACACCCUGAUCCACACCCAAUCCUCUCCACUCCAAACCGUUACUGUGCCUCUCUCUGCAGAAUUUCCAAUCCAAAUAUAUAGGAGUCUAGUAGCUGGGGCUGCUCCUUGUUUUAUUGCAGACCGUUUGCAAAGUUUGUGAGUUUGAGUUGAGAAGCUGCUUAGCAAUUUAGCUUUUCAAGCAUCUGCUGGAGUUUGCUGCAUUUUCAUUCCAAAGGUCAGAAGAAGAUCUGUCUUAAUAAAAGAGAGAAUAUGUACAAGAUGGGACUCCGACAACUUAUUCUUCUGACUCUGGCAGUUUUCCUCUGUAUUUCAGCCCAGACAGAUAACAUUUCAGAUGAAGUUGAGCUGGUAACAUUUGCAGGUGCUGAAGACAAAAAUGAUUCAGUGAUGUUUGCAACAUCAGGACCAGAAAGUGAAGUUACUGACACUGAUGAAGACAGCAAUGAGUCGAGUUUCACAUCUUCAGCCGAGUCAAAUUCAACUGAGGAUGCUACACCUGACAUUGGUGAUGCUGAAGCCAAGGACUUCCUGGAAAUGCUCACCCUAAUUGGGAUAAUAGUUGGUGCCAUUGUAGCUGUGAUCAUUGUCCUAACAAUUAUUGUUGUCAUCAUUAAGAAAAUGUCUGGUGGAUAUUCGCCCUGAGCCGCAUAGAUGGGCAUGGAUGACUAACUGGUGAUUCUGAAGUGAGAAUGAAGUCAUUUAUAUCAGGAUAACUGGAGUCACUCAAAUAAAAUUUGAGUCAAACUAAGUCAACUUUUUUUGGAGUCAGCGACUGUCUGACUCUGAGACCUGGGUGAAAUCUGCCUUCUGCUAAAAUCUUGAAUUGGAAUGGUGGGGGAGGGUGUAGUUUUAUAGGAGGAGGGAGGGAUUUUUCAUUUUAGGCCCAAUAAUAUGUACUUUAUAUGGAACCACUGAGAGUUGCUCACCAAAGUACUUAAAUUCUCCUUCAGAUAUUCUCCAUUUCUUCUGUUCUUUUUACUCUGAUGAAAGUGGACACUUCAAGAAUAGAUUGAUGCUCUGCUGAGAUUAGGGUAAGAUCUGUUUUAUGACAGGAAAGGGAUCAGAUCAGCUGAGGGAUUUUCUUCAUCUGAGCUUUAUGAUGCUCUUCUGAGAUUGGGUCACAGGGAUGAAUUAUUGGACAAGUUUGUGGAGCUCUGAACAGCAUCUGGUUUAUGCUGUGCCUCCUAAGAAUGUUUGAUAUUCUUACUAAAUGGGUGAUGAGUGAAGAAGAAAAGAACACUUCCUAAAUUACAGCAGAUUGUGAUUCACAGAACUCAUUGAAUAGUAUUUAAUUCCAAUGGCUUUAGCCAGUUGACUGGAGAUUCCCUGUGACCAUGUUGCUGAAUACUCUGACUGGUGUAGAACACACAGAGCAGAGAAUGGGCCAAAUAACUUUGCCUUUGAGCACUUUAUCUGCCUUGAGUUAAAGCUGUCAGUGGCUGGAGACACUGGGGAUUUUCUCCAGGUUCAUUUUAUGGGCAAUGUCUUUUGGGAAAAACAAAUUGUUUCCACAUUUAUGUGCAGAUUUUAGUCCCUUCUGUUAAUGAGCAGGAUGGCAGAUUUUCACUUGUUUUCUUUAUGUAUGUUCUCAUUCAUUAACCAGAAUCCAUAAAUGGCUGACUCUGUUGCAGGACUCCAUGUAUGGUCAUAACCUUGCUUCAGAAUAUGUUAGGGACACCGACAUUGACAAGGUUUUGAAUAAAAUAUUAUUUCAUACUGUAAACAAUUGCCAUAACGUGAGCUGCAUUCAACAAAACAGUGUUUUUAUAAUUUUUUU